Messenger RNA from Solanum pennellii, 1122 nucleotides. RefSeq lists its product as uncharacterized. Bases 314 to 814 code for a protein of 166 amino acids. The transcript has 5 exons. The record is from RefSeq and is a predicted model, not a curated record. NCBI's taxonomy places the organism in Eukaryota, Viridiplantae, Streptophyta, Magnoliopsida, Solanales, Solanaceae.
UUUUUUCUUUUCAGAGUACCAUUUUAUACACAAAUUUGCCAUCUUCAACAGCCCCGUGUGGGUCCACCGCCGACGCCUUCGCCGUCCACAAAACCCAAUCACAGGCAACCGGAAAAAAAAUCACAGAAAACUCCGAUCGACGACGACUACGCCGGUGGACGGCGACGGCGGAGAAGUACCUUCAUCGUAUAGAUCCACCAAUCAAAGCCUCCUCGGCGCCAAUUGGAAGAAAACAAGUCUAGAUUCUAUAAGUUUCCGGUAGAUUAUCAAAUCUCCGUUCGUUUGGUUGUCUAUAUCUCAAUUAUCUUACCAGAUGAACGAAGUGCUUACAGCUUCCGAUGCAUCUUCAAGUGCGCGGUCGUAUUCGUCGUCGAUUGCACCUGUCAAUGUUCCCCUCUUUUCGGCAUUACUUGCCUGUGCUAUUGCACAAUUUCUCAAGCUAUUCACCACCUGGUACAAGGAGAAGAGAUGGGAUUCAAAAAGGAUGCUUAGCUCAGGUGGAAUGCCAUCAUCACAUUCAGCAACAGUUACUUCACUGAUAAUGGCAAUUUAUUUACAGGAAGGAGCUGGAGGAUCUGUCUUCGCGAUUGCUGUGGUUUUGGCAUGUGUUGUAAUGUAUGAUGCUACUGGUGUUAGGCUUCAUGCUGGGCGCCAGGCUGAAUUGUUGAACCAGAUAGUGUGUGAAUUGCCUCCCGAGCAUCCUGUUGCCAAUGUUAGACCUCUGCGAGAUUCGCUUGGUCACACUCCCCUUCAGGUUCUUGCCGGUGCAGUGCUGGGAUGUGUAGUGCCAUUACUGCUGAGAAGCUCAAUCUAGAGUUCAACUUUAUCAUCUCCCUUCAAAUACUCAGUAAAUAUCGAAAUGGUUCUAAGCUAUGAAAGCUGGAAUCAAAAUCACUACCAAGGGAAAAUUUUAUGUGAAUUUAUCCUUUCUUCACCUUGUUGGUGGGUUGGGAGAGGGGGUAGUGUGUAUGUAUUGUUCGUGAUUGUGACAACUCAAUCCCCUGUACUUUUUAGUUUAUUAUCCAACUUUUAAGCCAUUUAUUGAUAAUUAUUAUUGUUGAAUACUAGCUUGAUUACUUAUAUGCAUCAAUCCUCAAAAUGAAUGAGAAUUUGAGACGAAAA